Molecule: messenger RNA, 678 nt
Organism: Trichomonas vaginalis G3
Lineage: Eukaryota; Parabasalia; Trichomonadida; Trichomonadidae
Exons: 1
Coding region: 1-678 (225 amino acids)
Molecular function (GO): protein binding
Source: RefSeq, a predicted model, not a curated record
AUGAGUGAAGAAGAAUUUGAUAGUGAAGUUGAAGUUAAAGAGGAACCUCGUGUUGUUGGUAAGCUCGAAAAUGGAGUUUGUGAUGUUUCCAACCAAAAUCUUUCGUCUUUGUUCUGUUUAGGCGUUCAAUACAAAUUGCAACAAUUAAAUGCAAGUAAUAACCAGUUAACUUCACUGAAAUCUCUCAAACAACAACCAAUGAUGACAUUUUUGGACAUAUCCGGAAAUCCAAUCGAAAAUAUUGACGGUUUUAAUAGAUUAACUAAAUUAGAAGAGUUAUUGAUGCUUGAUACACCAAUUUCUACUCUUGAAAACUGGAGAUUAGCUAUUAUUAAUACAGUUCCAUCGCUUAAGAAACUUAAUAACGAGGAAAUUACAGAUGAAGAGCGCGAAAAUGCUAAAAACUUUACAGAUUUCGAUUCAUUUACUUCUGAUUCAGCCAAAUAUGAUAAUGCUGUUAAUAAUCAGCUGAAAAAUAAUCAAAUCAAAAAAUAUCAUCAAUUCCAUCAAGGAGAGUUCAAAGAUUUCGCUCGAAAUGAAGCAUUACUUUGGGAUCUACAAAAUAGUGGCCCUUGUCCUAAAAUUACAGACACAUCAAGCGAUGAAGAUCUAAAACGUGCUAUUAUAUCAUUGAGACAUCGCAAUCGCAAGCUUGCAGAUACAUUUUUGAAAUGUUAA